Molecule: messenger RNA, 915 nt
Organism: Protopolystoma xenopodis
Lineage: Eukaryota; Metazoa; Platyhelminthes; Monogenea; Polystomatidea; Polystomatidae
Source: the annotation of a GenBank genome assembly
GCCCCUAUACCAAUAUCACAGGGUUCCGGACAAAUAAAAUCUAGCCAAGCCAAAUCUACUGGUCAUCACGCCUUCUUCAAAACCCGCAGUAUCCUUGCAAGCAAGUUCAGCGGAAGUGGAAAUGGCACCGCCAACGCCGGUGGAGGAAGUUCAAGUUCUGCGCAGUCUGGUGUCUCAAGCGCUGGGUCAUCCACUUCUAGCGGCUUUUUCAGUCUUCGUCGAGCUGUGACAGGAACUCACUUAGCUCGAACCAACAAAAAGGCGGAUUCCUCCACCAAUUCUGUACCGCCUUCUCAAGAGUUUGAACAACUCGGUGGCUCUCUGGGUCGGCACUCUGGUAUGCUGGUUCGAGCCACUGAUCACCCGGGCUGGUCCCGAUCUGGAUCUGGUCAUGACGAGGAUGAGGAUGACGAUGACGAAGAGUUCACUGAUCUAAGUCCUGAACUAUUUGCCGUGCCAAAUCCUCCAGUCCGUGCUCACCCCCGACCGCUAGUUCAUUUUCCCAACUUGGGUGGGAGACGUCUUGCCGGUGUUUCUUCCAGACAUGGAGUCGGGGAACUGGGUGAAGCGGAGGAGGCAGCUGGUCUGACUGAUCAGGAAACUGAUGAGUUUAACGAAGCAGAUACAGUUAGUCGUUCAACAGUAGCAACUGGCACCACUGCAGCCAGUGACGACUCAGGGUCUUUGCGUGAACGAAUUGCGGUUUCCAGCUGCGAUUUGUUACCUGUCAGACGUCAUGUCGUGUGGGCCUCCAGCGAAAUGGCACACACUCCUGGAAAACGAGCCAAAGGACGCAUAGAACAACCUACUGCUAAAAAGUCACAGCCUCGGCUACUCAAACAAUUGAGCAAAGUGAUGCUGGUAAACAGAAACAAACAUUCCGCCCCGCCACCCGCCGACUCUUCUCCAAGCUGA